Thunnus maccoyii (southern bluefin tuna) is the source of this 347-nucleotide messenger RNA. RefSeq names its product hemoglobin subunit beta-2-like. Gene Ontology annotation, cellular component: hemoglobin complex; blood microparticle; haptoglobin-hemoglobin complex. Gene Ontology annotation, molecular function: oxygen carrier activity; oxygen binding; heme binding. Lineage: Eukaryota; Metazoa; Chordata; Actinopteri; Scombriformes; Scombridae. The coding region runs from base 90 to 347 and encodes 85 amino acids. Gene Ontology annotation, biological process: hydrogen peroxide catabolic process. The record is from RefSeq and is a predicted model, not a curated record. The transcript has 3 exons.
UCUCGUUGUUUUGUUUUCUUCUGCUGUGCCUACAUUUAAGUACAAGUAAGAAACGCAACGUUGGAAACCUCUACAACGCCGCCGUCAUCAUGUCAAAGCCGAUGAUUGCAAAUCAUGGAAAAACUAUCCUCCGUGGUCUGGACCAGGCUGUGAAGACCAUGGACAACAUCAAGGCCACUUAUGCUGAGCUGAGCGUGCUGCACUCCGAGAAACUGCACGUGGACCCUGAUAAUUUCAAGAAACAACCCAAGUCGUGGAGAUACCCUUAUCAUUGCUGUAAUGCAGCACUUGGCUGGGCCACCGCCUUCCAAUCACAUGCUUCUGGAAGGGGAGUAGGGUUGCUUUAA